CAUAUACCGCUGCAGUCCUUUAAACUGAUCACAGCUUACCCUGGCUGCUGCAAGAAUCUCGAGUCAAAACGAAUCACUUCUCUGUGCACCCCGACGCAACACACUAAAGGAUUAUGCAUUUAGUCAGAGGCAAAGGCUAAGUCUAACAGCGAAGCAUCGCAUCAUUUUGCCACAAGAAAAACUGGCUCCAGGGAACGGAAUAAACAAAAUUCCUUAAGUUCUGCCUGCAGAAAUAAACGGAUGAUCCCUAUAUUUUUUAAAGAAAAACUUUUCCAUUUUAUAAUUUCCUCCCCAGUCUUGGAUGUGCAUUUGUUUUGUUGUCUCUUGCCCACCGGAGGGAGGGAGUGAAGAAAGAUUUAUUUUCAAUUUCCUUGUGACAGGAGUCACGAUAAUAACACACCGGGAGCCACGAAAAGAACACAACGUUUUUUCGCAUUUAGCAACAUUUUCAGCAUACUUUUUCUCCAAAAAAAUCUCUCAAUGCUUUACCAGAUAUUAUCAGCGUGCACAAUAAACCGAUCGUGAGAAAGUGACCAGUUCAAACUCUGGAGUUGCACUGAAUACACAAAUGCCGGGGAUCAAUACAAACACGCAACGAUAUGAAAACUGGGCGAUGGAAUACGAUCGCUAUCAGCAUUAUUUCUAUGAUGACCACGAGACGGAUGAAGACUUUUAUAAAUCCACUGCACCAAGCGAGGACAUUUGGAAAAAAUUCGAACUGGUACCAACCCCGCCCAUGUCACCCAUCAGAAUUCUUGAAGGUGGUGGCGGCGGCAACGUGUAUCCUUCGCCAGGUGAUAAACUGGAGUGGGUAACCCAGGUCUUGGGACAGGAAGAAGAACAGGAGGGACAAUACAAAAUCGACACCGAGGAGAUUUUUGGAAACCUAAGUUCCAUUAUUAUUCAAGACUGCAUGUGGAGCGGCUUUUCUGCAAGCCAUCAGCUGGAGAAAGUUGUCAGUGAGCGUUUGUCUGGUUCGGCGCUUACGAAACUACCCCUCACGCUCCAGGCUGGUACAAACCAGUCGAACAAACCCCAGUUCCCUCACCAGGACGCGCCCCUUCUUAGCACUUUGGCUACAGAUUGCGUGGACCCAGCGGCUGUUCUCACCUACCCAUUCAGUGGGAGCUGCAAAAAACAGGCGUCAUCUGGGUCAGAGUCUCGUACCGACUCUUCCGAAGACGAGGAGAUCGAUGUAGUGACGGUGGAGAACAAGCAGAACAAGUCGCGGCUGCUGAGCGCACGCAAGCCGGUGACCAUAACCGUGCACGCCGACCCCCACGACCCCUGCAUGAAGCGCUUCCACAUCUCCAUCCACCAGCAGCAGCACAACUACGCCGCCCCGUCACCCGACGGCUACCCCGACACGGACCCGCCCAGGAAGAGGGCCAGACAGGAGCCGGCCCACCCCCAGCACCACCCCGCCGGCUCGCCCUCCGCCUCCCCGGAGAAAAAGCCCUCCCCGGCCCCGGUCAUGGAGCCCUCCUCACCCCUGCCCCAGGUCCACUCUCCCAAAUCCCAGCCGAGCAGCCCGCAGAGCUCGGACUGCGAAGACACGGACAAGCGCAAGACCCACAACUACCUGGAGCGGAAGAGGCGCAAUGACCUGCGCUCCCGCUUCCUGGCCCUGCGGGACGAGAUCCCGGGCCUGGUGGACUGCCCCAAGACGCCCAAGGUGGUGAUCCUGACCAGGGCCAGGGAGUACCUGCGGCAGCUCCACGCCAACGACAAGCACAAGGCCCAGGAGAGGAAGCAGCUCAAGUCGCGGCAGCUGCAGCUACUGAGGAAGCUGGCAGACUUAAAGCGUUCCUAAAAAAAGAUCAGGCACGGGACUUCAAACGGGUGAAUCCCACUCUGCUUUUACACACACGCCACUGUUGGGCAAGAGGGGAGGUGGAGAAACUUACACAUCUAUACUUUCUUUGUGUGAAGGGGUGAAGGGAAGGUUUUCUUUUUUUUUGCACAUUUGCUUCUGAUCAUCUGAAGAUACCAACACAAAUGGGGAUGGAGGACCACAGUGUGUGUCAGUGGGCAAUUAAUAUUUCAUUGCUUCUGUAUAAAAAGAAAUGGACGCUGACAUGAAAUUCAUUCAGAUUCCACAAGUGAUUCUGACUUGUUGAAAUGAUUAUGAAUUAAAGUCCGAAAGGAGUCCACAUGUGCCAAUGGGGAAAUAAUUUCAAGAAUGUAAUUAAGACCGGGAGGAAUUGGCAUCGUUGUUCUUCUGUACCUUUUGUCAUGUUUGGAGAAUAGUGUGUAAAUGCAUUUUGCCAUCUAUUCCAUGAGCAUUCUAUAUUUGAAGACAUUUCUUUAAACCUGUGUUAUUCCAUCUAUGUACUAGUGGAAUGACACAACUCAGCAUUGCUGUGUGUAUAGACAUCAUCAAGUUAUCAAAUAGAUGUACAUAACUGUGACAAACUCUGUAUAUAUAAGUUUCUGUAAAUAGUUUUUCUUUCAGAUUUCAAGAACCAAAAUCAAAACUGUUGACUUCUUUUCUAUGUUUCCCUUGUUUUCUCAAAGUUGGUCAGCCCAGCAGGUUUCCCAAGAAUAUUGCAAAGCUUCUAUUUUUGUUAAAAAAAAAGAUAAAAUAAAAAUAAAAUGACACUAUUGUACUUUACUUUGAUCACACUAGCCACUUUGUGAUGCUGUUUUCUCACUGCCUGUACUUACUUUUCUUGGUUGUUUAUUGAUUUGUAUACAGUGUUUGAAAUGCAGAAAGAUUUAUACUAUAUUUUCCUACAACAUUCAUUUUUGUGUGUAACAGUAAGACUCAUUCUGCGCCCAUCGCUAUGUUAGCGCUUCACAGGUGGUGUAUGAGGGGCUGUGGUCGUUGUGUAUUUGUUGUGGUCUGAUGGUUGCUGUGGGAGGGAUCGAUGCUAUGCUGUGUUCAUUGGCUCAGACUUAGAAUUCAGAAAAGCACUGUAAUACAUUGCCAGGCCUCUGGAAAAUAGACUGUAGGGCCCAAGCAUUUCACACACAAUGCUCCAAAAUGUAACUUUUGCACAAUCCAGUCACACAGCCAUUCACAGGAAAAGUAUGGAUUUGAAGAUCUAAGAGCUAUUUGCUAACACACAACCUCAGCCUGCUUUGGUUUUGUGUAACUAACUUCUGUGCUGGCAGUUUACAGUAUGCAGGUAAACUACCUCUUGUCUACACAGAGGUAUUAUUGAAUUGCGUCUAUCAUAGUGAUACCUAAGCUUUUGAAAUUUUACCGAAAUGUAGAUGAUGGCACUUUUUCGGCAGGGUUUUUGUGUUUUUGGGUGGGAGGCAGGGCUGUUUAUUUGGAGUAAUAUAGCUCUUGCCACAGCUACACUUCUAAAGCUUUGGUUUAUUUGUAGUGCAGCAAGAAUAUGUUUCAGAGCAUCCUUCUCCAAAUUAAUUCCAUACAUGAAAUACCUGGCUUAUUUAGGCUCCUUCAGCUGACAAAAGUCAAUGGUUAUGCCACUUUCUAUGUCUACAGUUCGUGCAGCCCAAUUUCCAUCUCACAAGCUAGCUUUUGGAGCACCAAAACCUUGCUUGAUAUUUUGGAAGGAGGGCCACCUUCCUGUUUCUUCUACUUUCUUAUUCCAGCAUAUGCCCCCACACCAGUGUGUUUUCUUUUCCUUGUGCUAUGUGGGAAGAGUACACCCUUAGGAAAGACUGUUUUGAUCAUAUUUUUUUGUGUUGUUUUGUCAUUUGUCUUUGCAGUUGGCUUGUUUUAUAUUUGCAGCUUGAAUGUUUGAGUGUAGAAUGGCUGCAACCUCAAAUUAGCACUUUGUGUUCAGUACCUCAUAAGAUUAUAAACAAAUCAGACAAAGAAUAAAUUCAAUUUCAAAAAGA
Messenger RNA from Anguilla rostrata (American eel), 3816 nucleotides. RefSeq names its product MYCL proto-oncogene, bHLH transcription factor b (gene myclb). The transcript is spliced from 3 exons. The coding region runs from base 569 to 1813 and encodes 414 amino acids. The record is from RefSeq and is a predicted model, not a curated record. Gene Ontology annotation, biological process: regulation of transcription by RNA polymerase II. Gene Ontology annotation, molecular function: protein dimerization activity; DNA-binding transcription factor activity, RNA polymerase II-specific; RNA polymerase II cis-regulatory region sequence-specific DNA binding. Lineage: Eukaryota; Metazoa; Chordata; Actinopteri; Anguilliformes; Anguillidae.